Molecule: messenger RNA, 3618 nt
Organism: Leguminivora glycinivorella
Lineage: Eukaryota; Metazoa; Arthropoda; Insecta; Lepidoptera; Tortricidae
Gene: gb
Product: Y+L amino acid transporter 2
Exons: 10
Coding region: 345-1748 (467 amino acids)
Biological process (GO): amino acid transmembrane transport
Cellular component (GO): membrane
Molecular function (GO): L-amino acid transmembrane transporter activity
Source: RefSeq, a predicted model, not a curated record
UGCCAUGUGUUCUUGUUUCGGGACUGUGCAUGGAAAUUUUACGAAAUAGUUAAUUUAUAUUGUUUACACGGCUAUAAUUGUCUCUAAUUUUGAAAUAGUGUACCGUAUCUGGAUGUUAAGUACAUAAGAUAAAGUUUAAAUUACUAAAGUAGCCUCUCCUAAACAUACUAGUUGCUUUUGCUGAAGCCGGCAGCUAGAUCUCUUCUUUAUUAUUGUAAUUAAAAAUGUGAAGGGUCAAUUGCUGUAAUGUUCAGAACAACAAAUUAAUGAGAUAGUAUACCGUAGACCUUAUUAUUCAUUACCAAGUUUAACUUCGUCGCCAGUAGUCGGUAUACGAAAUUAAGAUGGGUGAAGAAAGGGUUAAAAUGCGAAAACAGCUUGGGUUGUUAGAGGGGGUAGCUAUAAUUUUAGGCAUCAUAUUUGGCAGUGGAAUAUUUAUAUCCCCUAAGGAGGUGCUGGAAAACACAGGCUCAGUGUGGGGGGCCUUGUCAGUGUGGGCUGCUUGUGGAUUGUUGGCUACUCUGGGCGCUUUGUGCUAUGCAGAACUAGGUACUACUUUGGCUCAAAGUGGAGGUGAUUACCACUACAUCAAUGAGGCUUAUGGAUCACUGCCAGCAUUUCUUUACCUCUGGGAUGCUAAUUUGGUAUUUGUACCGAGUACAAAUGCUAUAAUGGCAUUGACUUUUGCUAACAACUUAUUGGAGCCCAUAUUUCCAAAUUGUCCCAUUGAACCAUUAAGCCAGAAAUUAAUUGCAGCAGUAACUAUUUGUUUCCUCACAUUUAUAAAUGCUUAUGAUGUUCGGUUUACCACUAAACUGCAAAAUGUCUUCAUGUUCACAAAAAUAUCUGCAUUGUUCAUAAUAAUUAUUGGCGGUAUUGUGUGGUUGUGCCAAGGAAGGGUUGAAAAUUUUGAGGAUGGCUGGGAAGGAACAAAGACAUCAGUUAGUGACUGGUCUGUUGCUUUCUACUCGGGAAUAUUUUCGUAUUCAGGAUGGAGUUACUUGAAUUUCAUGACGGAGGAACUCAGGGAUCCGUUCGUGAACUUGCCUCGCGCUAUUUACCUAUCUCUGCCGCUGGUGACCGCCAUUUACUUGCUGGCAAACGUCGCUUACCUGGCUGUGUUGGGACCUACUGGAGUUAGGGCCACUGAAGCUAUUGCUGUCGAUUUCUCCAUAGCCGCAUUAGGCUGGGUGCGGUACGCCAUGCCCUCACUCGUCGCGAUAGCUAUCCUGGGUGGGCUGACCGUGCAUAUCAUGACGUCAUCGCGCAUGUGCUUCGCCGGCGCCAGGAACGGCCACAUGCCUGAACUACUUGCACACAUUAACGUUAAAUGUAUGUCUCCGUUGCCGUCCCUCGUUUUCUUGAUGAUAAUUUCACUGAUAAUGCUGAUCCCUAGCAAUCUGACGUCGCUGAUUACGUACUGUACCAUAGUCGAGUCCUUCUUCACCACCCUCAGUUGCAGCGCCGUGUUGUGGCUGCGGUAUAAGAAACCGGACUUGCCUAGGCCUAUUAAGGUGCCGACAUGGAUGCCGGUGGUGUUCGUGUCUCUGUGCGCAGUGCUGCUGGUGGUGCCGGUACGCGCCGAGCCGGUGGCGGUGCUGGCGGGCGCGCUCAUGACGCUGGCCGGCGUGCCCGUCUACUACGGCUUCGUGCGCCGCCGGCCGCAGUGGCUGGUUCCCGUCGCUACUCAAUUCACCCACGGAUGCCAAAAGCUGUUCCUAUCAGCCGUAGAAGACAAAGAAGAAUGAAUCCUAAGACUUAAAACAUUGAAUCUCACAUCAUAUCUCCCAGUUUAGUUGUUGUACAGUCUCUUGUUGAAGUUUAGUACCUUUUGCUCUUAUUAUUAGUACUCUCUUUAGAUUAUGUUUGAUCUGCUUUGUGUGAUUUGAUUAGACUUUAGGUUGCGUUGUUUUUAUUUAACUUUAAGUGUUUUGAACAUUAAUGUAAGUAUUUUUGUGUGUUCUUUAUGUAGGUACCUAUUAGUAAAAAAACACACCAAAAAAGAGCUUUAUUUGAGACAGUCGUUGCUGUUAACGCGCUCAAAGAAACGUAGUCCUCAUUUUAUUAUACUUACUUUUUGGGUAUUAACAUAACCUAUUGAAAAUUCUGUGUUGAAACAAUAAAAUAUGUAUAGUAUUUCAACCAUAACUAUUUCCCUACGUUUUAAUUUUAACGAAUAUUCAAAUGGAAGAGUAUUAAAAAUAGGUGAAAUCUGUUUUCUGUUUCAAAUUUUUUCAAUAUUAGAAAAUGGUUAUAGAGGAAAUAGGGAUUACUUUUGUAUAGAAUAACGGCUGUCCUUUUUUCUCUUAGUGCUCUUUUAUUAGGUAUGUUAUGUUGUUUUUGAUUAUAUUAUUAUAAUGAUGUUUUUACUCGGCAUCUUACUGAUUCGAUUUACUAAUGUAACAGUAUUGCUCUCAACAUUUUGACUCAUUUAGUUACUUACAUAAUACUUAGUAUGUAUAGAAAAAUCGGAGGGCAGCUAUUAUGUACUUUGGUGUAGCUAUAUUAAUCUCAUGCCUGGUUCCUGUUUUUGUCAUAUGCGUAUAAUUUGUUCACUUAAUGAAAAAAUAAUCAUUUAAUCAGAUAUUGUUACAAGUAAAUAUUUACUUGGCGUUUUAUAAAAACUUGGUGUUACACAUUUUUACAAGUUGGAUAUUAGGUGCGAAAGGCCCUAGAAAAAAAUUAUAUUCGCUUCUUUUCCUACUGACAAACUUGUGUAAAUGACUAUACAAUGUGUAAAUUCAAUACCGACCAUAACUUGGUUCAAGUUAGAAUUUGUCCAUGUCCAAAGAAACCCGGUUGGUAUAUUAACUUGUAUGUUGCGUUACAUUGUUUGCUUAGUUAUUUGCAGUAAAUUUUCCACAUUAAUUAAGUAUUUACCUAUAAAAAACCUUAGAUUUAACAGUAACCAGUAUAAAUAUUGGGCCGCAUUGAAUUUUCACACUGUAUGUGUAUUGUGUAUCAAACUCACCAUGUGAUUUUUGAAGUGAAACUUCUAAUCCGACUUGCAAACGAGGUUGUAGGGGGUAUGAAAGCACUGUAGUACCAGGGUUCCAGAACCGAAAGGUGGUAAGUCGGGGUUACACACACGUCUGUCUGUAUAAACAUUUUCAUAUAUGAACUUCCCUAGCUACACUACACCAUAGUUCCGAUCACAUGUAGCACCAGGGGCCGCAGAGCAGAAGCGAAAGGCUAAAUAAUACAAAUUUAGCUAGUUAUAUUUCCUAUCACCUGUAGUACUAGGUCCCCAGAACCAAAAGGUGGUAAAGCGGGGUUUUUUCAGUGACGAAAAUUGAUUACCUAUUUACGUCGACUUGCUGUAACUGCUCUAAGUCUCGGUGGCUAGGCGGUGUUCGUGCCGGAGUCACAAGACAGAGAUCCGUGGUUUGAUCCCCGGCACAGGUGUACUUUUUAUGUUUUUUCUACUCCCGAACUGUUAUUCGUCAUUUACAGGGUCGUGCAUAUAUCUUUUAAGCCCUAUAUAAAAGUCUAUUUCCCAAAGCCAGCGUCCGCCGGCUUUCCGCGCAUGCGCGCAGUAUCGAAAAAACUAAAAACGCAUUGUUUGGCUCUGUAACCAUGGCAACGCAUUGUUAUAACGAUAAUGCGCGCGUGCGCGGG